CGAGUCCGACAGCGACGGGGGCGAGGGCGCCGCCGCGGCGCGUGCCGUGCCCGGCGAGGUCGCCGAGCCCGCGCCCGCCGUGGCCGCGGCCCCGCCGGCGAAGAGGCAGAGGCUGGCUGGCGCCGCGGCCAGCGGCGCUGCGGCCGCGGGGGAGGAGAAGGUGCUGGGCUGGCCCAUGGAGUGGGCGUGGCUGAUGAGUAGGACGCAGCGCCACCCCGACUACCGCCCAGUGCAGCCCCAGCCCGGCUACGCGUGCGCCCAGGCCGGCCAGGAGCAGGACAAGGCUGCGGUGCUGGCGGUCUCCGUCUCGCUCGUCUACGCCGGGGACGCGGUCAACGGCUAUGACCCCAGGCACCUGGCGAGGGUGUCGGUCGUGGACGAGGGUGAGCGGACGCUGCUGGACGUGCUGGUGCGGCCCCGGGCGCAACUGCUGGACUCCCGCGGCCACCUGACGGGCCUGACGCGCGACGCGCUCUCGGAGCACGGCGGCGCGGUGGACUUCGAGGACGCCCGCGGUCGCCUGCUGGAGCUGCUGGGGCCGCGGACCCUGCUGGUCGGCUACCGGGUGGGCGGCGCGCUAGAGGCGCUGCGGCUGUCGCACGGCGCUGUGGUCGAUGUCGGAUUGCUGUUCGCCGUGGAGGGGCGGAAGCAGCACCAGGUGCACCCCCUGCGCUACAUCGCGGAGCGGGUGCUGGGCCUGGAGCCAGACGAAGGCAUGCUGCAGGACGCGCUGGAGUUCGCCCAGCUGUCCAUGAGGCUCGCGCGGCACGAGGGCAGGCAGCGCGCGCCGACCGCGCCGUUCCCGCCGCGCGAGCCGCGGCCGUGGGAGCUCGUAGUGCGCCAUAUCCCGCGGGCGUGGGGCGGGGAGGCUGCCGCGCGAGUGGCGGCCCUCUGCGUCGGGGCGAACCAGGGGUUCGUGGUGAACUGGCUCCUCAGCGAGUCAGACCCGACGGACUGGCGCGGCGAGGCCGUGCUCGUGUUCCCGAGCGACCAGGCCUGCGACAGGGCGUACGAGCUGGCACCAGCCCUGACGGAGGUGCACGUGCAGUGGCAGGACGUGCCGGGGGCGCCUCCGCUGGGCGCCCUCCUGACCGAGCAGGCCCUGAUGCAGGCCUUCUCCAGGUUCGGCAUGGUGGUCAGCGCGCGCAUACCGCGCAAGGCGAUGACGCGGGAGCCCCACAGCUUCGCCUUCAUCUCCUUCCUCGAGAGAGAAGAUGCUCAGCGGGUGGCGAGCAAGCCGGAGGUGGAGGUAAACAUCACGCCGACCUGGGCCCUCCCGCUCAGGGCCCGCCUCGCCAAGUACGGCCACGCCAGCGACAAGCGCGUGGCCGUGCGCGUGGGCGACAGCGCCGACACCGGGCUGGAGUACGACUGGGUGCACAUCUGCCGGAGGUAGGCUUGCAUGCUGGCGGCGCAGAAAAGAGCCCAGUCGCAGGGCGCCAACCUCUC
Molecule: messenger RNA, 1449 nt
Organism: Prorocentrum cordatum
Lineage: Eukaryota; Dinophyceae; Prorocentrales; Prorocentraceae
Source: the annotation of a GenBank genome assembly